AUGGCCCCGUCGGCGCCGAAGAAGAAGCGCAAGGUGAACCUCCGGGAGAACGAGGAGGUCGCGGCCAGGAUCUUCGAGAAGCACCGCUCCAUGGCGGCGCAGCAGCCGUGCGGCCUCCCGGACCACCAGGCGCGCGCGCUCUCCGCCGCCUACACCGGCGUCUGCGCCGCCAAGGAGCCCGUCCGGACCCCCGGCGACCUGGCCCGUCUCAAGGGAGUUGGAGGUUGGGUUGUUGAUGUUAUGGAAGACUCCUUUCCAGGGUCCAGCCUUGAUUUGUCUCCUCCGACAAGUAAUACACCAGGAGAAAUGGGAAAGAAAAGAAAGCGAAACAAACCCUAUGUGCCACAGCUGAAUUCAGCUGCUUACGCAAUAGUGAUCACACUCUACAGGGAAAUGAUAAGAGGGACGGAGAUUAUGAAGAAGCAAGAGCUUAUUGAUGCCGCUGAAGCCAGUGGUCUGUCGCGAAAGGCAAUAGGCCCAAACAACUACAAAUCAAAACAAGGGAAUUCUGGUAGUGACUUCUACACUGGAUGGAGUUGCAUGAAAAACUUAACGGAAAAGGAUCUUGUUGUGAAAAAGAGUAACCCUGCAAAGUAUUACCUAACAGAAAAAGGCAAAGAGACUGCUCGCAUUUGUCUCACAAAGUCUGGAUUAGAUGAUCCUGCAGGACCUUUCACGGCGACCGGUCAUCCUGAAAGUGUUAUGCUCAGUGAUUCAGAUUCUGAUGAACAAGAAGGCAGCAGUCCCCUGAUAGGUUCCGAGAAUUUUUCUGAAAGGAGUGGACUUCCAAACUCAAAAGCAGGCAAUUCCAGUUCUUUUCCUACCAACAAUUGCCGUGCUACUAAUUCUCCUCUUUCAUCUCAAGGAAUGUUCGGACAGCAAUCAUUUAGUGCAAUGGGUUCUGCUGAAAACUCUCUACUAGCUAUGCCACCUCGUCAGUAUGAUAAAAGUUUUCUAGAUACUUAUGAAGUGGUGCUGAUAUUGGAUGAUCGAGAUACUUUUGGGGCCCGUGCCAGAAGAAAAGUUGUGGAUAACAUACACACGCAGUUUGGUGUACCUGUAAAGAUUAAACACUUGCCUGUUGGAGAUGCUCUUUGGAUUGCUCGCCAUAAACAACUUGGCACGGAGUAUGUUCUUGAUUUCAUUGUUGAAAGGAAAAAUGUGGAUGAUUUGCUUGGCUCAAUUAAAGACAACAGAUACAAAGAUCAAAAACUAAGACUGAAGAAAUGUGGGCUUAGGAAGCUAAUAUAUCUAGUUGAAGGGGAUCCAAACACUGUCGAUGGAUCAGAGAGCGUUAAAACAGCCUGCUUCACUACUGAGGUUCUUGAAGGAUUUGAUGUCCAAAGAACCAAUGGGUAUGCUGAUACUGAAAAGAAAUACGGCCACCUCACACGCUCUAUAAUUGAUUACUACAGAACAAACUUCUCUGCUGGUGCUGACACUUCUCGACUUUGCCUGACCUACGAUGAGUUUGUGAAAAGGUCUUCUGACCUUGAGAAGGUCACUGUGAGCGACAUAUUCGCCCUUCAGCUUAUGCAGGUGCCACAGGUGACCGAAGAAGUUGCUCUUGCCGUGACGAGUCUCUACCCCACUAUCCUCUCGCUUGCCAGGGCGUACAAGAUGCUUGAUGGUGAUAGGCGUGCCCAAGAGGAGAUGCUGAAGAACAAGAGCAACAUGGUCAACGCGGGGGCUAGCAAGAACAUCUUCAAGCUCAUCUGGGUCGAAUGA
This is a messenger RNA of Triticum turgidum subsp. durum (durum wheat), 1728 nucleotides long. The record is from the annotation of a GenBank genome assembly. Lineage: Eukaryota; Viridiplantae; Streptophyta; Magnoliopsida; Poales; Poaceae.